Triticum aestivum (bread wheat) is the source of this 662-nucleotide messenger RNA. Its product is annotated as histone H2B.2-like. The record is from RefSeq and is a predicted model, not a curated record. The coding region runs from base 94 to 528 and encodes 144 amino acids. The transcript has a single exon. Gene Ontology annotation, cellular component: nucleosome. Gene Ontology annotation, molecular function: structural constituent of chromatin; protein heterodimerization activity; DNA binding. Lineage: Eukaryota; Viridiplantae; Streptophyta; Magnoliopsida; Poales; Poaceae.
GCCCCUAUCCGUCUUUGCACACCGCAGCAUCAGCAGCCCGCCUCACAUCCCACCCAAACCCAGCCUCCCCACACGCUCCAACCACCAGCACGCAUGGCACCCAAGGCGGCGGAGAAGAAGCCGGUGGUGGCCGCGGAGAAGACCCCGGCGGGGAAGAAGCCCAAGGCGGAGAAGCGGGCGCCGGCGUCCAAGGAGGCCGGCGGCGAGGGCAAGACGAGGGGCAGGAAGAAGGGCAGCAAGGCCAAGAAGGGCGUGGAGACGUACAAGAUUUACAUCUUCAAGGUGCUGAAGCAGGUGCACCCGGACGUAGGCAUCUCCUCCAAGGCCAUGUCCAUCAUGAACUCCUUCAUCAACGACAUCUUCGAGAAGCUCGCCGGGGAGUCGGCCAAGCUGGCGCGGUACAACAAGAAGCCCACCAUCACGUCCCGGGAGAUCCAGACCUCCGUCCGCCUCGUCCUCCCUGGGGAGCUCGCCAAGCACGCCGUCUCCGAGGGCACCAAGGCCGUCACCAAGUUCACUUCAUCCUAGGCGUUGUCGUUGUUUCAUGAGUUGAUGGCGGCAGGCAUCGUGUAUGUAGUUGGCAGCAGUGUGAUGUUACAAUCUCUGUAAGAAUUGUGCUGCUUGCGGCCCUGAAGAAAUAGUGAUGUUGCUGUUUGAAUCAA